GAGUUAGUAAGUUGUCUCGCAGUUUCAGUCAGGUUGGUGUUUUUAAUGUUGUUUUCAGGCUCACUUUGGGGGUAAGGGGGUUUUAGUAAACCAAAGCCGAUCGCCGACGGGCAAGAACCUGGAAAUUUGUAUUAUUAAUGAACACGGACUGAUGAAAACGCAGCAAGAGCGACAGAAAGGGUGUGCACACCCCCACAGAUCUGACAAGACGGCGAACAGCAUUCAUUUAAUUGUAAAACAUUAAAGAAAGACUUUCUAAUCAGCGACAUCGGAUUUCUUUGCAAAUCACCUGCUCAUCUGAAUUUUACAUCGUUGGUUUUUCAUUUUGUUUUGUUUUUUACCGCGGUAACAAACAGGAGACAUCUACGUUACCUAUUUAUCGCAGUGUAUGUGGUUUAGAUCGCUUGUUCUGAAUCUUGGGACACUUGUUGAAAUGUCAGAACGUAAGCUCUGCUGAAGUGUAAACAGACCGGGCAGAAAACCGACCACGUCUCUGUUCUGGACCAAUAACUACGAAUCCGAAAAACCUUGUUUUUAGCAAACGGAGGAGUGUUUCGCCUAGCUAGCUUACGACAAGCUAGCUAGCAAACUAACUACCUUUACCAGCGUAGUCGCCGUUGGAUAUUGUUCUGUGGAAUAGCAAGCCCUCUGCAUAUUGAUGGGAAGGAUUUUCUUACACGGUGGAUUUGCAAUUUUGCUUGUGGAUUCUUCUUUUUACAUCAAGGAACUCCUUCAAUCAGUUCACCAACUUAUGCAUUUUCCCAUGUCCAGAAUUUAGCUACAUAACGUUUGUUGUGACAUCGUAAUCUGAAUGUACAGCUAACGUUCGCGUACACAUUUCACUUUAUAAACCCUUUAAACAAAUUAUUUACAUUGCAGCUGACAAACCAGAAUUUAGUUUAAAACUCAAAGGGAUGUGACUAGCUAAUUAUUUAUGGGAGAUAUUAUUUUUGGUUGCAGGACAGCUGCCUGCAAUAUAAGAGCAAAUUUAUGAUUCUAAGAUGAAGGAAAUGGUUCAUCAAAUACAGAUAGAGAGUUAGCCAGUUUGCUGGCUAAACUGGUAUUCAAGCACGUUGACUUUGAGCACUUUUUAAUUUUUUCUAAGUUGGCUGAAAAUGGUGACACAACUCUGAACGUCCGUGUUAUAUUCAGAAAUAGUGAAAGAGCUUGCAAGCUAACAGAAUUUGCAUUAAUUACACAAAAAACUACCAAAUAUAUAUGUUAUAUUUUCGUUUACAAAUAUUUGUUAGCUGGUAGCCAGCUAGCCAAGUUACCAAACACCGUUAUUGUACUUUAGACUUGAUGGACUCGCAAAAAGAAAAAAGAAGAAGAAUGGAUUAAGAAAACAUUAUUGGUGUUUCCCUGUAACUUGGAAUCAUUGCAUUAAAUAAACUUGUGAAACUGUGCGGCCCUCACAAUGUCGGGAUCCCCGGGCUCCGGUGGUUCCAACCCAAGAAAAUUCAGCGAAAAGAUCGCGCUGCACAAUCAAAAACAGGCCGAGGAGACGCGGGCCUUCGAACAGCUUAUGACAGACCUCACCGUUUCUAGGGUUCAGUUCCAGAAGAUCCAGCAGCUACGCUUGAAUCAGACCCGGGCGCAGUACUAUGGUGGUUCGCUGCCCAACGUCAACCAGAUCGGAAACACCACCGCGGAAUUCCAGGGCGUGUUCCCCACUGGUCUGGACACGGUGCGAGGGACCCGCCACCACGGCUUGGUGGAGAGGGUCCACCGCGACCGCAACCGCAUCAAUUCUCCGCAUCGCAGGCCCGUGGACAAGCACGGCAGGCAGGUGGAAAGCUCUCCCUAUGGAACGGUGUACCUGUCUCCUCCCCCAGACAACAGCUGGAGAAGGGAGCAGCAGCCGUGGAGCGAAGAGAAACGGCCGGGAUAUAGAUUAAUAUCACAGCUCAACAGGACGAACUCUGACUCCGCCCUCCACACGAGCGCCAUGAGCCCCAAUCAGCAGGAUGCCUUCGGAAUGAACCAGCAGAUGGGCAGAGGGCCCCCACAGCGCAACGCAGCCAGCGUGAACGAGGUGGAGGUGGACGGCUCAGGAGACGUCUUCUCCUUCCCUACCCUGCCAAAUGACGAGGCCCUGAUUGGGGUCAGUAAGCCACUGCCCAAGCAGCUGUGGGAGGCCAAGAAGGUUCAGUCUCUCUCCUCGCGCCCCAAAUCCUGUGAAGUGCCUGGAAUCAACAUAUUUCCUUCCCCGGAGCCCAACGUCGGGCUUUCCCACUACCAGGGGACGUUAAACACGGGCGGGUCGCUGCCCGACCUCAGCAACCUGCAUUUCCCCUCGCCCCUGCCCACGCCCUUGGACCCCGACGAUGGGGGGUACCCCAACCUGAGCGGGGGGAGCAGCACCGGGAACCUGCCCGCGGCCAUGAUGCACCUGGGAAUCGGGAACUCGCAGGGUCUCUCCUCCUCUCUGAGCAACCCCUCCAUCCAGGCGUCCCUCAACAACUCCCAGCUGCACUCGUCUCUCAGUAACCCCUCCAUCCACUCGUCCCUGCGGCUGGCCUCCAUGUCCAACCCCCCGCCGGGGGCCCUCAGCAGCUCGCCCCGGAGGCGGCCGACGCCCAUCAGCCCCCUGACGCUGUCCCCCGGGGCCGAGCAGCGGCGGGGCCUGGGCAAGCAGCUGUCCCCCACCAUGUCCCCCUCCCUGUCCCCCAUCACCCAGGGGGUCGCCUUGGACACCAGCAGCCUGCCUAUGGAGCCGCCCCCUCCCUACCCCCUCUACCAGCAGUCCCAGCAGCCCAUGCAGCAGCAGCAGCAGGGCCACCCGGGCAUGCAGCACAGUUCCCAGCACCCCGCGGGGCAGGGCCAGGGGCAGCAGCAUCAGCAGCAUCAGCAGCAUCAGCAGCAGCCGUUGUCGCCGCUGCAGAACCUGCAUCUGGAUUUCAACUCCAGCGGGAACAACAUGGGGGCGUUCUUCGGCGAUCCUUUCAUGGACCCGCAGUUUUCCAAUCGGCAGUCUAAGUCCCUGUCCUAUCAGCUGGACCAGUUCGGCAUGUUGGAGAAUGCCAUGAGCUCAGGGGCCGGCGGAACCUGCUUCGACCCCAACCUCUACUACUCCCAGGCGGCGCUGAUGGGCCUGGGGGGUAGCCAUGGCAACCUGCAAGACUCGCUGCAGAUGAGGCAGAACAUGCUCUACUCAAACUGUGGGGGCGGAGUGCCCAACAUCAUCCUGACAGAUGACUCAAACCCCAGCCUGUCCAAGGACAUCAGCAGCGCCCUGUCGGCCGUGCCGGAGUGCUUCGACUCGGAGGGGGGCUUCCCCCUGGAGGACGAGCUGCGCAUCGAGCCCCUCAGCCUGGACGGCCUCAGCAUGCUGAGCGACCCUGACAUGGUGCUGCCCGACCCCUCGGUGGAGGACAGCUUCCGCAGCGACAGACUGUAGAGAGGGGGGAGACCAGGUGUCUCCCAACCCCCCCUUCCCCCCCCCCACCCUGUCAGUGCGCAGUGAAACACACACACACACACACACACACACACACAUACACAUGCACACACUUACACAAACACACACAGGCGUGCACACGCACACUUACACAAACGCGCACACACACACGUGCGCACGCACGCACACGUACGUGCGCACAAAUGCAGCGUCGUGUUUAAAAACGGAAACACCCGAACCGUGCGCAGACAGAAGCUAGCGUAAGCAAGCAUGGAGGACGCCUUCACACACACAACAGAAAGUGAGGCUGUAAACACACAGACACACACGCAGAUGCACAGACACAAACAGUGUAGUCUAAACACAGACAUGCCCCAUAUACAGAUGUCAUCACACCCUGGAGACUGGACUGCCAUUCAGGCCUGAGAUACAGAGUGAGAAAAGUCACACAGACACAGAGCCAUACGUUUGACUAGAACAAUAGAAGAUAUCUAUAAUCUGUGUGGUUAUUUAUGUACACACACACACACUAAACACCCACACACAUACACACACACACACCCACACACACACGUAUAUGCACCCACACACACACACACACACACACGAUGGGAAGACAUGGGCCUGUAUGCCACACAGGGCUGUUUUACUCUGAAUGAACAGCAUGCGUUGCGUAUAAGUGAACAUUGACGUUAAUGUGCACCUGCUCGGUCACCAUGACCAGACGCAGGACAGACCCCGGGCCCCGUCCAGAUCGACUCGUGAGGUCCCCUCACCCUUCUGCUCUCGGCCCAAGAAAAAAUAACCAAAAAAGAGCAUCUCCGGUAGAGAGCGCGGCGAGGUCUCUGCCUCCCGCCCACCCAGGGGCCCCUCUGCACGGUCAGACGAGGGCACGGCAGCGCUCCUUCCGGCAGGACACGGCCAGCCACCCGGUCGGCCUCUGUUCCAGCUCACUUACUCUCAAUCAGGGCUCAUCUGCAGGGGGGGAAAUACUGGUCAUUCUUUUGCACCAUGCUGAAGUGCAUUAGCAUUGAGCGCUACGGAACAGAGUGUGGGUGAGUGGCCUGUCCCUCCAUUUUGGAUCGCCGGCUCAGGCCCGGGAUGUCGAAUGCCAUGUUCCGAGUCACCAGCAGCUUUGAGCCCCCCCUGAUGACAUCAGCACCAGCAGUUUACAAAAUGGCAGGGUUCUGCCUCCGUGUUUCAGGACCUGAUACGUGCCACCAUGACCGUGUCAGCACUUCUUAUGCUACAUUUUAUACACAGAAAUGAGCCAGCAGCCAAAUACUCAUCACUAGGCCAGUCCCCCCCCCAAAAAAAUACUUCUAAUUAAAAUCCCAUGAUUAGAUUUUAAAAAACAAAGAUAAAUAUGAUAUGUUGAAAGUGAAGAAGCAAUUUAUCUUUCUGUACAGAGCAUUCUUAUUUUUAAAGUGUCUUUGCAUAUAUAUAUUUUUUGUACAAAAAAAAAAGUUUGCCUCAAGAUAAUCUUUGCAGUCAGCUUCAGAAUGUAUUUUUAAAAACAGACAAAAAGGGCAAACUGUUUACAAUGGAGAAAAUUAAAAACAAACGAAAAUGUAAGUUUGUGCUGAAAUUUCUGAGAAAAAAAUGGUUAGAUCAUUUUUUGGUGUAAUUGUAAUGGAAAACUUUGAUCUAUAUAUUGUCUGGUCUCACCUGAAUAGAUGCAACUUUACCCCUUUUCAAGAAAAGUGGACUGAUUUUCAAGCGCUUUAACUUCAAUCUGGCUAUGCAGGACCCAAUACAGAGGCCUAUGAAAAAGCUGGGACAUGCUUAGAUCGUGAAAAAGAAACUGCUUUACUUGUCCUUGUAGUACUAUAUAUCUAUCCAGUGUAUUCUUUUUACGAUUUUUAUACUGAAUGGUAAUGCAGGUCACAGCACACUAAAACCCUGUGUCUGCCCCCACCCUCUUCUCUUACUAUGAUCAGGUGCAUGAUGGGAUUGAUUUAAUAAAGUGUUGCAGAGAUAAAAGGCACUGUAUCUAACUGUAAACCUGUGAAUGAAACGGCAUGCUUAUUACAGUACGCUCAUUGCCUGCCUGCAGUUUGUAUGGAACCUGCAGCGAGAUUGCACCCCUGAUUUCAUUUGAAGGGAAAUAUUCUUCUCUUGCUUUAUGAAUUUGGCAUUUUCGUAAGAGCAUAAAGGCUGUUUAAAAGAGGUAUCAGUUGCUGUGCGAAUGUAGAGAUUAAUCUGACACCACCCCACAGAUCAAGGCUGAAGGAGAUGCCUUCUUGAACAUUGCUCCUGCUCCAUUUGAGAUAAGCGGGCUUCUGUCUGGGAACGAACUGAUUCCAAUGGGCAAUUUACUCAUUUGUGUUGUCAUGGCGUCCAUUUUGCCCUGAAAUGGAGCUCUAGGAUGUUGGUGAAAGGUAUAGAAGAGAUGACACAACAUUCCUGGAGGCUGUAGGCUUAACAGAUACUGAUCGCUUUAAUGAAGAGGAUUUUCCUCUGUCCUCUUCUUAUUCUGAAGAGUAGUGACACCGGAUGCGGUAAACCUCUUUGUGGUGUCCUGUCAGUAACCGUUCGAGCACGUGAUCGCUGCUCACAAAUGUGUUUGGCUCCCUCUGGUGUCCAUUUUUGUAGUCGUGUCUCUAUAAUUUUCCCAGUGAUUAUCUUGGCCCACAGUGUAACUGAACAGUGGUCAACUGAUUUUUGCAGCAUUCCAGAUAUACCCUGGCUCAACCGUGAGAAAGGUUUUCUGAGGAGAAUCACAGUGCAUGGGGUUCAUUUGUCCCUAGUUUAGCAUCAAGAUUUUGAAACCUUUUAAAUGACCGCUCAGUGAACGAAUUAUCAUCUACAUAUCAAGUGUGCUGCCUCCAUCUCUGAUACUGUGCCUCGCUGGAAGAAUAAGAUUGUAAGCAGCAUGUUUGCUUCGAAUUACCUUAACCUUUUAUCAAGCAUGAAGAUGCUGCUUUUUCUUCCGCUUGACUUCCAUUAUAUUCAAAUGCUCAGACUUACAGCCAAGCAUGAGGCUAAUCAUGUGCUGCAGUUCACCAGACAUCUCUCAUUGUAUAGGAGAGGGAAAGGGAAAAAUCGGUGGAACUACUGUAAGUUAAAAGAUUUUGUCAAUUCUUAAAUGUGUGAACAUUACCUGUGCAAAAAAAAAAAAAAGAUUUGAUUCUGUUUCACUUUGCAGUAGUAGCUUGUCCAUGUCAGUUAUGUUUUGUACUUUUAAACUGCAGCAUUGCAUUUGACUUAUGUCUGUACAUACUUGUGGAUUUUUAGGGUGUAUUGCAGCUGUGACCGCAGAAUUGGGAGCAUGUUUUGGAAUGCUUUGUAUCUGUUCUACCUAGUGAGCUUUCUGUUGCCCAAUCAGCUGAUGUAUCUUGACCCCCUAUGAUCUGUUCUAUUAGUCUCCCUACCGAUAAAACGCUCUAGUUUGUUACAAGCAAAUCCUCUAGGAUACUUAGUGCUGGUGGGACAUGGGGGCCUUAAAAAUAUUGGAACUAGAGAACGGAAGUGCAUCCUCCCUAAAUGUGCUUUUACUUUGGCCUGAUUGUAGUGUUUCUGAUUUAAGUUGAGGUGAGUGUUCCAGUCCACCCCGGUUUCCUACUGCCUGUGUGUGAAGUGUAGGGCGUGGUUCCAAUGAAGAGGUGGACCUUCACUUUAACCCCCUCAUGCGGGAAGGACCCCGUCUUUGAUUGCCUUACUAAACUGAACUUUGACCUCUCAUGUCCCUCUGCUAAAACUGUGACACUCAGAUCUCUUUCCGAGCCCUACUUCCAUUUAGCUGCAUUGCUUUUCUGCUUAUUCUGCAUAUUUUAAUUUCUUUUUUUGUUUGUUAUACUUUAUUAUUGAUGUUAAGAGCUUUUUAAAGGUUAUUCAUUUUUGUUGUUAGAAGGAAUUCAAAUUUUCUUUUUUGUUUUGUUUUGUUUGGUGUCUUACAAUGUUUUUAGUUACUUUUAAAACAAUGUACAGUUCUAUUAUUUAAAUAAUGUUUCUUGUCCACUAGUGUUACUACCUUUUUGUAAUGUCAUUAUAAAUCUUUCUUUUUCAGAUAUUAAAAUUUUACUACACCACAAAGCUUUGGUUUGUGACGUUAUAGUGCUUAACUUUGAUUUAAUAUAAACAAUAAAACUGUAUACAGUA
Messenger RNA from Anguilla rostrata (American eel), 7501 nucleotides. It is a transcript of the gene crtc3, whose product is annotated as CREB regulated transcription coactivator 3. NCBI's taxonomy places the organism in Eukaryota, Metazoa, Chordata, Actinopteri, Anguilliformes, Anguillidae. The coding region runs from base 1418 to 3400 and encodes 660 amino acids. The record is from RefSeq and is a predicted model, not a curated record. Gene Ontology annotation, cellular component: cytoplasm; nucleus. Gene Ontology annotation, biological process: positive regulation of transcription by RNA polymerase II; protein homotetramerization. Gene Ontology annotation, molecular function: cAMP response element binding protein binding. The transcript is spliced from 15 exons.